Dendrobium catenatum is the source of this 767-nucleotide messenger RNA. RefSeq lists its product as uncharacterized. The record is from RefSeq and is a predicted model, not a curated record. The coding region runs from base 164 to 622 and encodes 152 amino acids. Lineage: Eukaryota; Viridiplantae; Streptophyta; Magnoliopsida; Asparagales; Orchidaceae. The transcript is spliced from 2 exons.
UCUUUGCAACCCGUGGAAGGCAAACUAAAAGCAAUGGCUUCCCGCACGCUUCCUCCAACUGCUCCUCACCAAACCCCCCAACCCCCACACUAUCUCCCAUUCUUCUCUUUCUCCCCAAGAAAACCAACGCCAUCUCUUCCACUUCCUCCUCCUCCUCCUCCUCAUGGAUUUCCCCACUCCUAAACCUAAAAACAACUUCUCCGACGACCCUCUCAUGCCCCUAACCCUCUCCCAUCGCUCCCCUCAUCUCCUCACCAACUGCGAUCUCCCUCCGCCGCUCCAACUCUUCACCCCUCUCCUCUUCGACGACGAAACCCCUAGCGUACUAAGAGCCCUGCGCCUCUCGCAAUCGAGGGCGAGGGAGGCCGAGGAGCGCGUUGAACUCGCCGCUGCAAAGAGCGCUCGAUUGGCUUCCAUGCUCUUAGAUGAAUCGCUGCGGAUUUCAGCUCACAGGCGUUGGGUGAUGAUGCUGGAGUCCGAAGUCUCCGCGCUCAAUAAGAGGCUUUCGCAAGCCGCCAAGGAAGAUGGUGAUGGAGCCGCCGACUUCGCUUGGUGCAUAGCUCUUGCGCUCUGUCUAGGGAUUGCCGGCGUCGGCUUCGCCCUCGGCCGGUUCCUGUUCUGAGACCAUUAGCCUUCAACUACGCACCUGCAACACACACCGUCAACGAGGUGAAGGCGAAAGACUACAAGAGCUGCACAGCAAGCAACUACCUUUCCACUGACAGCAGCGGCUCAACAACAAUACGCCUCAAGAAGGCCGGCACCCA